GACUAUACAAGCAGACGACAAAACUUACUGAUGAUGUGUUCAUAUGAACAUUUUUGGAAAGCGGUUGAUCAACUGCAAAGAAGAUUGUUACAUGAUUGGAGACAAAAAGGCCAAUGUCAGCAAACAAAUAAUGAUGUAAUUAACAGAGAUGUUGUUUUGCACAGAAUUGAAUAUAUAAUUCUGAAUGUGACGAAAGCCAUAGCCAGAGGAGAAGCCCCGGUUUUUAGAUACGCAAACAGAUCUUCGUGGGACAACAUACGAUUUGAUUCAGCAAUUGGGCUUGAACAGAUUGGGGAAGCCAAACUGACACAUGUGAGGUUCGACAGCAUUAACUCUGUGAAAAAAUUUGGAAUCAUGGUAAAGGUUCUUUCACUCAUUUACAAACUUAUUCAAGAAGAUAAAUAUUGUACCAAAAGAGAUAUCUACUAUCAGUUCCCAGAACUGUUUGGUUCACAGUCGGUUCUUGAUAGUGCUGUUGAUAAUUUAGCAUGUAUGCUGGAAGUACCAAGGUGGGAACUGCAUGUGUUAGCAACCAGCAAAGGUUGUGUGGCAGGAGAUCUUCAGUUCUAUGAUGCAGAAGGACAAUACAAUGACUGCCAAGCCACAAGAGUGGGAAUACAGAUACCUGCUCACAGCAAAGACUUUCAAUCACUGCAGACUAAUGCAAGGUAUGUGUUGAUUGUUGAAAAAGAUGCUACUUUUCAAAAGUUGUUGUUGGAUAAUUUGUGUGACAAGUAUGGACCCUGCAUCAUGAUCACAGGCAAAGGUUUUCCUGAUAUGGGAACGAGAAUGCUACUACGAGCUCUGAGGGACAGAUUUCAGUUGCCAAUGUUUGCCUUGGUGGAUGCUGACCCACAUGGAGUAGAAAUCAUGGCAGUGUAUAAGUUUGGAUCAAAGGCUCAAGCUGCUGAAAACUGCUUUCUAGCUGUUCCAGAGAUUCGCUGGCUUGGUGUUUUACCUAGUGACAUACAAAGGCUUAAUCUGCAAGAGGACACCUUGAUUUCCAUGACCAAGAAGGACAUGGACAAAGCGUGUGAACUGUUAGGCAGACCUUAUGUACAGUCCAACUGGCAGUUGCUAGAGCAGAUCCAAAUAAUGAUUCAGAGUGGUAAGAAAGCUGAAAUCCAAUGUUUGGAUUCUUUGUCAAGUUCUUAUCUUUGUCAAGUGUAUAUUCCAGAAAAGCUGGCAUCAGGAUGUUGGCUUUAACAAUGACUGACCUUCCAUAACCAUCAACAGUAUUCAGUUCCAAAAAAAAAAUACAUUCAGUUUUAAGUGACAGACCCUAGUUUUUAAACACUACAACAUAUUUUUUACUAUUAAUAAUUAAAGCCAUUUUCAAUAAUUUCAAUUAAAAGUACUUACAUUUUAUUUAGAAUAUCCAUUUUCGUACACUUGAAGUGGUUCUGUUCAUCCAGGAUAAAAUAGCAAAACCUCACAAUUCAUUUUUCAUAAUUCUAAAAAUGCACGUUCAUCUAAGAAGUAAUGGUUAUAGAGACAAGCUCUAGUUAUUUGUAGACGGUAUUUCCCUAUUUAAACAUCACAUACUUUAGCUUCUCUCUGUUAUAACUUUACCCAAAUGUGUGUUGCAAGUUUAGACUAGAUUAACUAAACUUGGUGUCCAUCUUCAUGGACUGAAACUAGGGUCUGCACCUUUAAGUCAGAUGUUAACAGAGGAAAACCUAUUUUUCUUUUUUAUAUUAUUGGUUGCUUGGUAUGUUUAUUCAUACAGAUCAGUUUAUGGUAUUUUUGUGAAGUGGUUGCGCUGAAAUCCAACAUUAAAAGCCAAUUAUAGUAUUUAGAUUCAUAUAGAUAUGUUUUCUUGCUGAUAAAAAAUUGUAAAUAUAAGGGGUGGGAAUUCUCCUCAGAUCUGCAGUUUUCCUCUCAUGGAACAUUGCCUUUCCUCUCAUUUUAAUUGUCCUUUCCGCAGGAAAAAAAAAAUUGGUAAUGUAAACUUCUGGGACCAGAUUUUUGAAGCUAUCUUAGCGCUACGAUAUCGUAAAAUUGUCCUAAAUGAUGACAUUACACAUCAAAUUACAUUGUGAUGCCAUUAUGAAUCUAAAAGCGGCGGUGUUUCUUAUUUGGUUUCAUUUGCAAAGGGAGCGAGUAAGCUUUAGCCGGCAUCGCAAUGCAGCGUGGGAUAUCUGAAGUAAAAAUGGCGGUCCAGACCCCUGUAAAUUUCCUCUUUUUUUUACAGUUCACCAAUUCCCACCCUUGAAAUAUACAUAUACAUUAAAAUUAGAAGGCUGUUGUCAACUCAUCACUUUGUGUUUAGUAAUGUAUUGUAUACAGAGAUCAGUAGAGAAUCGUCCUGUCUCUCUGUGUACUCGUGGUGAAUUAAUACAGUUUAUGUGGCCUAGAUUAACAGCUACAUCUAAAGGAUACUGAAGAAGGUACAUCAUUUAAAGAGGGCAGGAUUCAGCUCAGUGGUAGAGCACUCACCUGAGGUGCUUGGGUUAGACAAUUGAAGCCCUUUCCUGGACCUAUUCAUUGAUUUGACUUUUUUCCUGACCUAACCAGUGCUGCAUGAAUUAUAUAUUACAGGCAAUGCCAUAUACUGCCAUGUCUGUGGGACAAGUGCAUGUAAAAAAUCCCUUUCUGCUAAUGGAAAAAUGUAGCAGGUUUCCUCUCUGAGACUAUUUGUCAGAAUAACCAAAUGUUUGACAUCCAAUAGCCAAUGAUACUAAAUGAAUGUGCUCUAGUGGUGUCAUGAAACAAAACAAACUUUAACUUUAUCAUGGGAAGAGAAAUAUGUGGAUGAUCUACUAAUAUUCUAAAUGGAUAAAAAAUAAUAAAGUUUGUUUUUAAAACUGCUGCUUUAAUAUAUAUGAUAUACAAAGUACAUGUGGGGUGAGGGGAACCUGCUUUUUAUCAUCUUUUACCAGCACUGAAGCUGGAGAGCAGUUGAUGCGUGUUUACAUUUGAUACAUGCAUGGAUGCAUGCCUUGAGGCAAUCAGCUCCCGUUGAAGGAUAUGUUUUCAUAGUAAUGGAAGUAUGUGUCAAGUAUGACACAACAUCAAAACAGAAUUAUGUAAUCUACACACAGGUGUCUGGGGUAUGCAGAAAAUGAUAACACAAUGCUAUCUGUGUAGCUGAACACAUUAACUUGCAAAAUAUAUGAUGUACUGUUUGUAAUAUAUACAUGCAUAAUCUACGGUAUGGCCUUACAUUUGUAUAAAUUGGGGAACAAGAAGACCUGAAGUUUAGUAAACUGCUUUGAUUGUUUUAAAGGGAUUGUCCUGAGUUUGCUGCCAUUGUAAGAUGUUUCCGACUAAUAAAAUAUUUUAAUGCCAAAAAUGACAUACUAAAAUAUAUUUUCUUGUUUAGAAUAUCAAUAUCUGUACAUUCAAUGUUUUACUGGUCAUCCUAAUGUUUGUAAAUAGCCCAAACUGGAUUUGGUCUCACAAUAAUUUCAUAUGUAUGAAAAAAUAUAAGGAAAUAAAAUGAAGUUUGACCUAGUAGUAUAAACACUAGGACAAUCGUAAACAAAUUUAAUAUACAGCCACUGAUAUUUAAAAUGCAAAAAAGGUAUUUUAUAUGCAACAUCAUGCAGUCAUUAAAAUGUCUCCGUUAGUCAGCAACAUCUUAAUGACAAAACACUCAGAAAAGUCCAUUUAAGGCAACAUUAAUUUAACGUGUUGCUUACAGCCUUUAUUUUUCAACUUGAACAAUAACAAUUGUACUGACUUUUUUUGUUUUGUUUUUCUAUGACAUUCGUCAGCAAAGCUUUUCAAAUACGGUACCAAUUUGUCUGGUGUCUGUCCAUCAACUUUUCCUUUAAAGUCUUAUCUUCUACAGUUUUGAUUGAAUUAUUCUGAAACUUGGUACAAUGAUUGUCAUGGGCACCCUCCAAAAACUAUCAGUAAGAUAUUUUGGAAAUUUAGAAUUUUUGUUCAAUGUUUUUAAAAUUUAAAUUUAAAAUUUGAAAAUAAAUCUUCUCCUAGAGUUUUGAUUGGACAUGUCUGAAACUUGGUACCAUAAUUCUCUGGGGCAGUUUUCACAAACUAAUAAAAAUACAUUUUGGAAAUUUUAAAUUUGUGAAUUUUUAAAUUUAAUUUAAACGUUUUAAAUAGAAAUUUAACAUUAAAUUUUUUUAAGUCUAUCUUCUAGAGUUUUGAUUGGAUAGUUCUGAAACUUAGUAUAAAUAUUCUCAAAGGCAGUCAUCACAAACUAAUAGAGCGGUACUUUGGGAAUUUUGAAUUUUUAUUAAAUAAAUAUAUUUAAAAAUA
Messenger RNA from Gigantopelta aegis, 4227 nucleotides. Its product is annotated as meiotic recombination protein SPO11-like. The record is from RefSeq and is a predicted model, not a curated record. Gene Ontology annotation, molecular function: DNA topoisomerase type II (double strand cut, ATP-hydrolyzing) activity; ATP binding; DNA binding. Gene Ontology annotation, cellular component: nuclear chromosome. Lineage: Eukaryota; Metazoa; Mollusca; Gastropoda; Neomphalida; Peltospiridae. The transcript is spliced from 13 exons. Gene Ontology annotation, biological process: reciprocal meiotic recombination; meiotic DNA double-strand break processing; meiotic DNA double-strand break formation. The coding region runs from base 31 to 1206 and encodes 391 amino acids.